CGGUAUCCGUGCCACCCGACGUCAUACUUAUACAUCGCGGCAGUAUCAGGAGUCCGUCAUAGAGAUUUUCCUCUCUCUCGUAGCCUUCUCCCCCUCCAAUGUCAACAUCGUGAAUGACUAUAAAUGAUGAAUGGUCUCUUCCAUCCCUCGCUAUCCGUCAAUAUCAUCUACUCAUCUCCAGAUUCCAGUCAUUCAUCUCCAUCAACUUCCCAACUCACGACGACCCGUACAACGCACCCUAAGCUAGAAAGAUAAUCCAUCCAUUCACCACAAUGACGCAAAACUCACAACCCUCGUCGCAGACCGUCUUGAUCACAGGUUCCAACGGCUACAUCGGGGCUCAGAUUGUCUCACACGCCUUGGAACGCGGCUACAACGUCCGUGCCGCAGCUCGCUCGGAAUCUUCGCUCGCUACGCUCCGCUCCAAACUCUCCGUUGAUGGGGCCACCUCCGAGCGUCUUUCCACCGCCAUCAUCCCGGACAUCACCAAGCCCGAGUCCUACGCCGACUCCCUCUCCGGCGUGACCGCCAUCAUCCACGCUGCGUCUCCUUUUAUCCUGCAGCCCAAAGACAACGUCAAGGACGUUCUCGAACCAGCCGUCAACGGCUCCCUCGCCAUCCUCGAGGCCGCCAAGCGCUACGCCCCAUCCGUCCACCGCGUCGUCAACGUCUCCUCCUUCGCCGCCAUCCUCGACCUCGGCAAGGGCUACCGCCCGGGAUACACUUACACCGAGAAGGACUGGAACCCGGAGACCUGGGACGAGGCGGCCAAAGACUCCAACGGCGCAUCCGUCUACUGCGCCUCCAAGAGCCUCGCCGAGCGGGCCAUGUGGGACUGGGUCGAGUCCAACAAGGGCACCAUCUCCUUCGACCUCGUCUCCAUUUGCCCGCCCUGGGUCUUCGGCCCGUCGGUCGGCCGCUUCGCGGAGUCGCGCCUGAGCGAGUCGCAGGCCAAGCUGAAGGAGCUGAUCGACGCGGAGUCGGUCUUCCCCAUCGACUUUGCCGCCUUCGUCGAUGUCCGUGACUUGGCCCGCGCGCUCCUCGCCGCCGUCGAGACCCCGGAGGCCGGAGGGCAGCGCUUCCUCACUGGUCAGCAUUUUGACUGGCAGUCGGCCGCCGACGCGAUCCGUGCCGCUCUCCCCGAGGUGAAGGACCGCAUCCCCAAGGGCACCCCUGGUGCGGGCCUCACGGAGGAUGUCUAUGCCGUGGAUGGGUCCAAGGCUGCCCGUGUCCUCGGGUUGGAGUAUACCCCGCUUGAGGUCACUCUUCCGGACGCGACCAAACAGAUUCUUUCGAUAGCGUCAUAGUUUCGGGUAUUGAUAAGAUAAAAAGAAGUCAUGUAGUUUUACAAACUUGGUGCAACUCUUGGUGUGUAUGCCACAUCAUAUGGGAUGCCCAUGGAUCGCGAAUUUCGCCAUUGCCAUCACUCGGUGGCUUGGCUCAGUGAGCGUUGAAGGUAAAUAAUGCUUAUUAGUAAUCACAAUAUCUGGGUUUCGGGCU
Molecule: messenger RNA, 1500 nt
Organism: Sodiomyces alkalinus F11
Lineage: Eukaryota; Fungi; Ascomycota; Sordariomycetes; Glomerellales; Plectosphaerellaceae
Product: NAD dependent epimerase/dehydratase
Exons: 1
Coding region: 273-1307 (344 amino acids)
Molecular function (GO): oxidoreductase activity, acting on the CH-OH group of donors, NAD or NADP as acceptor
Source: RefSeq, a predicted model, not a curated record